AUGCAGGCUCUGGGCUGGAGCAUGCAGCGGGCACGGCCAGCGAGACACCUUGCCUUCCGGAGCUGGGAGACGGAGGAGAGUCCUCUGCCCUCCGUCGGGGAGACAGGAGUCUGCCACGCGUCAGAGAAGUCCCCUCCGCAGGCGGCUGCUGCCGCUUCUCAGGUCAGCUCCGAGCGGCAGUUACGAGCUCCGGGUGGCAGGCAGAGGCCCAGAGGCUGGCGCUCUCGGGGCGCCGCUGGAGUUCUUCGGAACACCCUGUGGGGCCUCCCCGCUGCCCGAUUCCCUGACACGGGCAUCCUGGCUCGGGCCUGCUGUCCGUUCUCCGUCAGCCCCGUCAGUAAGGCCCGCCCGGCUGGCAGGCAGCCCUCUUGGUGGGAUACCGGAAAGAUGGCUCGAGCCCAGCUGCAUUCCAGUGUCCACUGGGCCCAUGGGAAACGCGUGGGUCCCGGUCAGGCCCACGGCGGCCAAUCCCCUCUUGCAUGA
This is a messenger RNA of Rangifer tarandus platyrhynchus (Svalbard reindeer), 483 nucleotides long. The record is from the annotation of a GenBank genome assembly. NCBI's taxonomy places the organism in Eukaryota, Metazoa, Chordata, Mammalia, Artiodactyla, Cervidae.